Messenger RNA from Spirometra erinaceieuropaei, 573 nucleotides. NCBI's taxonomy places the organism in Eukaryota, Metazoa, Platyhelminthes, Cestoda, Diphyllobothriidea, Diphyllobothriidae. The record is from the annotation of a GenBank genome assembly.
AUGCGCAUUCACGAGAGCGGAAUUGACCACAAUGCCGACACACUCACCACAUCCAACACACCCGCCAUGCCCAACACCACCCUCGCUUCAUCGCCACACGCGCCCAUCACCACCACCACCACCACCGCUUCCUCUACAGCUGACACCGACAACGUCGACCUCUCAUGCCCACACUGCCCGCGCACGUUCACCUCACGCAUCGGCCUGGUCGGUCACUUGCGAAUCAAUCGCACAGAGACUGGCGAACCAGUGCCUGGAGCACCAACCUAUACCCACCAAGCUCGGCUCAACUGUCCACACUGUCCUCGCACUUUCAGGCAUCGCAUGGGUCUAUUCGGUCACAUGCGCAUCCACGAGAACGGAAUUGAUCACAAUUCCGACACACUCACCACAUCCAACACACCCACCAUACCCAGCACCACCCCUGCUCCAUCGCCAUACGCGCCCAUCACCACUGCCUCCUCUACAGCUGACACCGACACCACCGACCUCUCAUGCCCACACUGCCCUCGCACUUUCAGGCAUCGCAUGGGCCUAUUCGGACACAUGCGCAUCCACGAUGACCUGCGGUAG